ACUCGUCGCCGGAGGAUGGGGACCCGCUCUGGAGACCUGGCUCGGCCCCAGAAUGGGAACUUGGCUCUGGCCCCCGCGGGCUCCCCGCACCCCCCUGGGAAGGAGCUGCCUGCGGCGGGCAGGCAGGACCCCGGGGCGGGCACCAGGCCCCCCCGGCCGGAGAUGGACAUGCUCUACAGGAUCGAGGACGUGCCCCCCUGGUACCUCUGCAUCCUGCUCGGCUUCCAGCACUACCUGACCUGCUUCAGCGGCACCAUCGCCGUCCCCUUCCUGCUGGCCGAGAGUCUGUGCGUGGGCAAGGACCAGCUCACCGUCAGCUACCUCAUCGGCACCAUCUUCACCUGCGUGGGCAUCACCACCCUCAUCCAGACCACCGUGGGCAUCAGGCUGCCCCUCUUCCAGGCGAGCGCACUGGCCUUCCUUGUCCCCGCCAAGUCCAUCCUGGCCCUGGAGAAGUGGCGAUGCCCGCCUGAAGAGCAGAUCUACGGUAACUGGACACUGCCCCUCAACACGUCCCACAUCUGGCAGCCCCGCAUGCGAGAGAUCCAGGGGGCCAUCAUGGUGUCCAGCCUGGUGGAAGUGGUCAUCGGGCUGCUGGGGCUACCCGGGGCACUGCUCAGCUACAUCGGACCUCUGACCGUCACCCCCACCGUGUCCCUCAUCGGACUCUCCGUUUUCCAGGCGGCUGGUGACCGGGCUGGUUCCCACUGGGGCAUCUCUGUGCUGACCAUCUUCCUGAUUGUCCUGUUCGCCCAGUACCUGCGGCAGGUCGCCAUCUGCGUGCCCGGCUACCGGCGGGGCCACGGCUUUGUCCUGCUCCGCGUCCAGAUCUUCAAGAUGUUCCCGAUCAUCCUGGCCAUCAUGCUGGUGUGGCUCAUCUGCUACGUGCUGACCCUCACCGGAGUGUUCCCCAGCCGGCCCGACGAGUACGGCUACAAGGCCAGGACUGACGCCCGCGGGGAGAUCCUGUCCGUGGCACCCUGGUUCCGUGUCGCCUACCCCUGCCAGUGGGGGCUGCCCACGGUGACCUCGGCAGCCGUGCUGGGCAUGUUCAGCGCCACGCUGGCGGGCAUCAUCGAGUCUAUCGGGGACUACUACUCCUGUGCCCGGCUGGCAGGAGCGCCGCCACCCCCUGUGCACGCCAUUAACAGGGGAAUUUUCAUCGAGGGCAUCUCCUGCAUCAUCGCGGGGCUCCUGGGAACCGGCAACGGCUCCACGUCCUCCAGCCCCAACAUCGGCGUCCUGGGCAUCACCAAGGUGGGCAGCAGGAGGGUGAUACAGUACGGAGCCGUGAUCAUGCUCCUGCUGGGCACCAUCGGCAAAUUCACGGCGCUCUUCGCCUCCCUGCCCGACCCGGUGCUCGGCGGGAUGUUCUGCACUUUAUUCGGAAUGAUCACGGCCGUCGGCCUCUCCAACCUGCAGUUCGUGGACAUGAACUCCUCCCGAAACCUCUUCGUGCUGGGCUUUUCCAUGUUCUUCGGGCUGACGCUGCCAAACUACCUGGAUUCGCACCCCGGGGCCAUUAACACAGGUGUCCCCGAGCUGGACCAGAUCCUGACCGUGCUGCUGACCACGGAGAUGUUCGUCGGGGGCACCAUCGCCUUCGUCCUGGACAACACCAUCCCGGGGACGCAGGAGGAGCGAGGGCUGGUGCAGUGGAAGGCAGGAGCGCACUCGGACAGCUCGAGCAGCGCCAGCCUGAAGAGCUACGACUUCCCCUUUGGCAUGGGCGCGGUGCGGAGCUGCCGCUGGCUCCGGGCCGUGCCCAUCUGCCCGGUGUUCACCGGGUUCCGUGCCCGGGCCGGGGGCACGGCGGCCGCACAGGGCCCGGAGGGCGCGGACGGGGUCUCGGUGUGCACCAAGGUCUGA
Molecule: messenger RNA, 1869 nt
Organism: Catharus ustulatus (Swainson's thrush)
Lineage: Eukaryota; Metazoa; Chordata; Aves; Passeriformes; Turdidae
Gene: SLC23A1
Product: solute carrier family 23 member 1
Exons: 15
Coding region: 16-1869 (617 amino acids)
Biological process (GO): transmembrane transport
Cellular component (GO): membrane
Molecular function (GO): transmembrane transporter activity
Source: RefSeq, a predicted model, not a curated record